Molecule: messenger RNA, 2634 nt
Organism: Colossoma macropomum (tambaqui)
Lineage: Eukaryota; Metazoa; Chordata; Actinopteri; Characiformes; Serrasalmidae
Gene: ppp4r2b
Product: protein phosphatase 4, regulatory subunit 2b
Exons: 9
Coding region: 188-1480 (430 amino acids)
Biological process (GO): protein dephosphorylation
Cellular component (GO): nucleus; cytoplasm; protein phosphatase 4 complex
Molecular function (GO): protein phosphatase regulator activity
Source: RefSeq, a predicted model, not a curated record
CUCAGCUACGUUGCGCAGCUAACUCUCCUCAGAGCAGCCGCGGCGGCGGCAGCCGGUCUCGGCCGGUGACAUCACGAACGCCAUAUUGAAAUAUUUUCCUUUUCCUCUUUUUAUCCUCCUCUGUUUCUGAACCGCGGCCGACGGCACUCUGCCUCCUCCUGGAUCCACAAGCUCACACCUCGCAGACAUGGAGAUCGAUGCUCUCCUCGAGGCUCUGAAAGAUUUUGACAAGAAAGGCAAAAAAGAAGUCUCUCCAGUGUUGGACCAGUUCCUGUGCCAUGUUGCGAAGACCGGGGAAACCAUGGUUUCAUGGUCGCAGUUUAAAAACUACUUUCUGUUCAAGCUGGAGAAGGUAAUGGAGGACUUUCGAGCUUCAGCCCCAGAGCAGAGAGGACCUGCAAACCCCAAUGUAGAGUCAGUUCCAUUCGAGGAGAUGAAGGAGAGGAUACUGAAGAUAGUCAACGGAUACAAUGGUAUUCCUUUUACUAUCCAGCGUUUGUGCGAACUGCUGACAGACCCCAAGAGGAACUACACAGGAACAGAGAAGUUUCUCAGAGGGGUUGAGAAGAACGUGAUGGUGGUCAGUUGUGUUUAUCCCACUUCUGAGAAGAACGGCUGUAGUGGUGUUAACAGAAUGAAUGGAGUCAUGUUGCCAGGCAACACAUCUGUUUUCACCGAAAGGAAGGUGAACGGACCAGGAACCCCCAGACCGCUGACCAGACCUAAGCUCUCCUCAUCUAGUUCACUGGCCACGAACGGCCUGCCAGACAGCACAGAAAACAAAGAAUCAAACAUAGCGGCAGGCCACAACAAGCUUGUUAGCGAUGCCUCUGUUUCGGGCAGUUCUCUAAGUGGUUCCAUAAAGAACAAACAUGCAGAUGAGGACGAAGACAUGGAGGGAGAGCAGCAAGAGGUGAAGAGGCUGAAGUUCACUGAAGAUGGAGGUGAGGAAGAGGAUGAUGUCGUAGACGAGCCGAUCAGCGAGACGCUUCGACCUGCGCCGCCCGAGAGCGCGUCCAGCGUGCAGGAAACUGAUUCGCCGUCGUCCAUGACGGAGGAAAAAGAUGAGGAGCGUGAGGAGGAGGAGAGUGAGGCUGCCACUUCAACAGCAGGCUGUGAAGACCAGGAGCCCUCUAGCACUCAGUCCGACUGCGCGCCCGCAGACGACCAAGAAGGCUGCACCGCCGAGAGGGAAGUGCCUUGUGGCUCCACCUCCCCGGCUGAGGAGCCCAGCGACAUGGACCAGUCUGAGCAGCAAGCACCGGCCUCCAGUCCUGAGCAGCGGGAGGGGGAGGAGCCAAGCGAGCCGGUCAGCAGCAGCAGCAGCAGCAGCAGCGGUGACGAGAGCGGAUUGAGCAGUAACGAGAGCAGCGGCGGCCAGGCCCCCAGCAGCAGUGCUGCAGACUCUCCCACAGAGGGCGACGUCGAGUCGGGGGAGCUGGACUCAGAAAGUACAGAGGAGCCCAUGGAACAGGACUAAGAGCCUCAGAAAUAACUGACUCCGUAGCAUAAACAGCAACCAGCGUGUGCUCAUAUGUGGAGAUUUGAGAAGAACACACUAACGAACGCUGUCGGGAGGGGCUCGUUAACUUGGCGCCGCCAUGACUGACCUUCCACCAUGAGCCUUUCGGUCCAGUGUCACCAACUUCUCCGACUUUCUUUCCUUCCUCUGAAUGGACACAUGAUGCUGGUGUACAUAUGUGAUUUUUAGUUUUGAAUUGAAGGUUUUAAACUGGAAGGUUCUUUUUUGUACCCUUUCGUUUGCCCCUUUCGAUGCAGUUGGUCUUCAAAGGCAUUUCUCCUUCUGUCUGCUUGUCGUUGUAACAUAGCGAAGGGAUGUUUCACUUUGGUGUGCGUCCUCAGGACAAGCUCAGCUUUGUUCGAGUUUUUGUAGUUCAGUUACGUAAACCCCGUCUCCGAGGCAGUGGAGGUUCUCUGUACUUUGCUUAUGCAGUUUCUCCAAAGACCCAUUGCUUACUAGCGUUUGAAGAGAAGCCAUAGUUUUCAGUUCACGUUCGUUUUCGUUCUUUCAUGUAGUUUUGGGUGCGAUGAUGGUUUCAUCCGUCAGAUAUCGCGCAUACAGACCCACGUGGAACGUCUCACUGUGUUGCAACCGACACAUCCUUUCCUUCUAUCCUUUUAUCUAUCCUUCCGUCUUCUUCCCUCGAUUAUCUCUCGCUGUUACAGCAGUGCGAAACCGUAGACUAUACUGAAGGAGAGAGUUUAAUAUAAAAGGUACAUAUACAUAAUGACUUCUUUUGGUUCACAGUAAUUUAUAUGGACAUUUCAAUGAAUCGCUCUAUUUUUGAGAAGUUCUGUUCAUUUUGGCGGUCAGUUUUACCGAUGACUGGUCCGAUUAGCUAAGUGUGCGUGUUCGUGUGCGAGUGAGUGCGAAAGCGCGAGAGGCCCCUGUCUACACCAAGUUGUCUCACCAGUAACAGCUGGCUGCCCUCACUGCAGCUGUACCGUUUUGAUAUUUAGAAUUUUUAAAUUUCUGUAGUUUUGUAGAGCGUUAUGUGUUCACUGCUUUUUUGUGAAUCCAUAUAUUAUUGUAAGAUCUCUGUGUAAAACUGAAUGCGUGUGCUUUCGAUGCAGUAUUCAGGUGAAGCAAUAAAUGUUCUGGUUUUAAACGUG